Messenger RNA from Aspergillus candidus, 2043 nucleotides. RefSeq lists its product as uncharacterized. NCBI's taxonomy places the organism in Eukaryota, Fungi, Ascomycota, Eurotiomycetes, Eurotiales, Aspergillaceae. The record is from RefSeq and is a predicted model, not a curated record. The coding region runs from base 1 to 2043 and encodes 680 amino acids. The transcript has a single exon.
AUGGCGGUCAUCCACCCCAAUAUGAUGCCGCCGGUGCCACCCUCUCACCACCCGCCUGCCACUCAUGCCCCCUCCAACGAGAUCCCCCGGGUCAUCCAUGACCCCCCGACGAGGCUGAUCCAUCCCGGGCAUCUGGCCGACCAAAUGGCGCGACUUCAGGUGAACCCAGAUCAAUUCGGCCCCGCCAAGGCCCCCAAAUUCGAAGAGUUCCCGGCGUCCCCCAAAGGAGCGGACUCCAUCGAGUACCGCGGAUUCACCUUCUUCAAGGCCGACUCGACGCCCGGCAAUCGGUCCACCUGGACGCAUGCGGAGAAUACCCCGAUGCACCUGAGCCAGGCCGACCUGCUGCGCCUGGUGCACCGGCGGGCCAAACGGUUCGCGGCCACCGAGCAAUACCAGUCCCUGUCCCGACUGAAGCGGGUCCACGUCGACCGGCUGAUCGAGGAUCUGAAGCAGAGGGACCCCCACUCCGAGUGGACCUGCGUCUACGUCAAGGAGGACGAGAAGGCCGUCAAGGGCAAGAACUCCCGUCGCGGGGAUUACGAGACCGUCUCGCUGGACAUCAUCCUCAUGAAAACGCCGACCAGCGCACCAGGCUUCGCCAAGGGCCCCUUUGACCGACACGUGAGUUUCGGGUCCCCGACUGCGCCGCCCAAGGAGCGCGUUUCCACCUCGGGUCAUCCCCCGAUCAUCAACGUCGAACCGCGAUCGAUCCACCCGGGUUCGGAGCGUGGGGGCCCUUGGACUGCUCCAGGGCCUGUGCAUCCGGGACAGGGGGCCCCCGUGAUCAACAACGGGCCCCAAACGGGUCCCCAGUUUCCGCCCGCCCCGCAGUUCCGUCCGCCGACCGCCGCCCCCGCUCCACACGAUCAGCAGAUGCCCGGCGCGUGGCCUCCCAGGGCGCACCCCCCUAACGCGCACCCGCCACCGGACGAGCACGGGAUGCCUCGAGGACACCCCGCAGACCCCAGGGACCCCGGGCAGGGUCCUAUGAUGGGAGGCCCGGAUCCCAGGGCGCGAGAGAUCCCGGUCGGCCCAGAUGGACGGCCCCUGCAGCGCAUGCAACCACCGCAACAUCUGCCACCCCAUCAACACAUGCCACCUCAUCCGCACAUGCCACCUCAUCCGCAAAUGCCACCUCAUCCGCAAAUGCCACCCCAUCAGCACAUGCCACACCCCCGACACAUACCCCCCCAGCACAUGGCCCCCCAGCAACCCCCCCAGCAACACAUGCCCCCUGGAUUGGAACAGAUUCGCGGCGAGUUUGCUGCACCGACUCCCCACCCGGCCGCCCGAAGCGACGUUCCUAUGGCGCCGCAUGCCCCCCACGCCGCCCACGGGCGACCUUCGCACCCCGGGGCGUUUCCGGGACUGGACGCGGAGGCGGAGUGGGGGCCGGAGUCGAGCAGCGUGGAGGACGACGAGCCCGAGCUGCUGGACGCCGAAGAUCUCAGCUCCGUGACGGAUGGCUCGGACGAGGAGGACGAGUUGCACCCGCCGGAGGGGUGGCGAGGGAGCCUGUACCAGCGGCACUCGCCGAUCAAACCGGCCUCGCAGGCGCCGCGAUACCGUACACACUACCGCAAGCAGCCCAGCAAGAGCCGGUCGGCGUCGAAGCAGGGGCGCCGACGCUACCCGGGGGGCGUUGUGGACGUGGUGCCGGCGGACAGCAAGCACGGGUCGCGGCGGGCGGCCAAGGGGGGCAGCCGGGAGCUCCUGCCCCGACCAGCGCGACCGACGGUCAUCCACGGGCCUGUUAGUUCCGAUGAUUUGGAUCUAGCGCUGGUGGAGGACCCGUUCCGCGGAGGGCGGGCCCGAAACGACAUUCGCACCCGCAUCCUGGACGAUCGCGAGGCGCGCAUCGAGCGACGGGAGAAGAUGAUAGACUACCGGACACGACUGCUGGAUGAGCGAUUGAACGAACGGUUGGACGACCGACUGGACGAGCCCUAUUACCUGGGUCGUAGCAUGUCCCUGCGCGAGCCGACGUCCUACCACCCGUCCCGACGAUAUAGCGGCUAUGUCCCGGGGGGGCUACAUUGA